This is a messenger RNA of Periophthalmus magnuspinnatus, 2811 nucleotides long. RefSeq names its product ring finger protein 175 (gene rnf175). NCBI's taxonomy places the organism in Eukaryota, Metazoa, Chordata, Actinopteri, Gobiiformes, Gobiidae. The record is from RefSeq and is a predicted model, not a curated record. Bases 121 to 1062 code for a protein of 313 amino acids. The transcript is spliced from 9 exons. Gene Ontology annotation, cellular component: endoplasmic reticulum membrane; Golgi membrane. Gene Ontology annotation, molecular function: ubiquitin protein ligase activity; metal ion binding.
GUGGCACCGGAAGUGAGUCCAAACAGAGCGGAGCUGCAGCGGAGCGUCCCCGGGCUCAUGUCGCCGCUGUUCGCCUCUUUUCGGCUCUUUUCCUGCGGGUGACUGAGCGGAGCCGGGGCCAUGGCGGCGGUGCAGCCGCAGGACGAGCUGCUGAAAAUGACCCACCGGGAGAACUGGAGGGUGCAGCACGAGCGUCUGCACACGAAGCACCGCGGUCACGAGGCCAUGCACGCCGAGAUGGUCCUGAUCCUGGUGGCUACGCUCGUCGUGGCUCAGAUCGUCCUGGUGCAGUGGAAACAGCGCCACCUCCGCUCCUACAAUUUGGUGACUCUUAUCCAGAUGUGGGUGGUGCCGGUUUACUUCACCGUUAAACUUUACUGGUGGAGGUUCCUGUCCAUGUGGAGCAUGUUUUCAGUCGUCACCAGCUACAUCAUCUUCAGAGCCACUCGCAAACCCCUCUCCUGCAGGACGCCCCGGAUGGUGUAUAAAUGGUUCCUGUUGAUUUAUAAACUGAGUUACGCUGUGGGGGUCCUGGGGUACAUGGCCAUAAUGUUCACCAUGUUUGGAUUCAACGUUUUCUUUAGGAUAAGGGCGGAGGACUCGAUGGAUGUGGGUGUGAUCCUGCUCUUCUAUGGGCUGUACUAUGGAGUCAUGGGACGAGACUUUGCUGAGAUCUGCUCCGACUACAUGGCCUCCACCAUCGGGUACUACAGUAAAGGUGGCAUCCCCAGUCGCACUCUAGGGGGCGACAUCUGUGCGGUGUGUGGGCAGAAGAUCCUGGUGGAGGUGGAGGAGGAGGGCUUUGUGGAGGACACGUUCCAGCUCUCCUGUGGACACAUAUUCCAUGAGUUCUGUAUCCGGGGCUGGUGCAUUGUGGGUAAGAAGCAGACGUGUCCCUACUGCAACGAGAAGGUGGACCUGAAGAGGAUGAUGAACAACCCUUGGGAGAAGACUCACGUUUUGUACGGUCAACUUUUGGACUGGCUCCGGUACCUCGUCGCCUGGCAACCGAUAAUAAUCGGCGUGGUCCAUGGCAUCAACUUCACCCUCGGCCUGGAAUAGAACACACAACCAUGGCAACAACAUCACCCGGUUUAGCCCUGGUUUAGACCUGGUUUAGACCUGGUUUAGACCUGGUUUAGACCUGGUUUAGACCUGGUUUAGUCCUGGUUUAGACCUGGUUUAGACCUGGUUUAGACCUGGUUUAGUCCUGGUUUAGACCUGGUCACUUUCAUUUUCUUUAAGGCGUCGUCUUUCUUUGGAGUUGGACUCUCGGGUGUUCCUUCCGUGUUUUUAAACCACACUUCCUUGUCGCCUUGGAGAUGCUAUUCCUUUGCCUGGAAUGUUCCACAGUAUGGCAUUAAACUUGUAUGCUUCCAUUGAGAAAAGCAUGUGGCACCACCCGGGCAUGUAUUUUUCUAACGAUAAAAACACCUCCAUGUUUAAUGCCAAACUCUGGAGGUCGAUGUGAGGGUUUUUUAUCAUGGCCGAUGCCGAUACCGAUACCGAUUAUUUAGACCAGGGGUGUCCAAACUAUGGCCCGAGGGCCAAAUGCGGCCCUCAGACCAAUUUUUAUUGGCCCUCAGGCCUUCAGUUGAACUCGCCCAAUUAAUCAUAAUCAGUACUUUUUACAGCAAAUUUGAGUAAUCCUACCAAUAUAACCUAAAUAACAUCACAUCACAUUGUCCUACAGACCUAAUUUUAAUAUUUCAAGCCUUAUUUAAAGUAUGUUAAAUGCAACUAUUUGAAUUAUCCAGUGUACUGACCACUGGUCUGUGGCCCUCUGUGUCGAAUAUUUUUCAAGAUAUAGCCCUCAGUCAAAAGAGUUUGGGCACCCCUGAUUUAGACCAUUUAAACUGACUCUGCUCACACACAAACACUGAAGACGGCUGGUUAUCCAUUUGCAUCGUCGUUUCAGACUAAGCCUUGUGUUUACUCUGGAGGCAGCAGAAUAUCGGCAUGAGCUGGAGAUUUAAGGCCGAUAACUGAUUCGCUAAAACAUUCAAAUAUCGACCAACCUACUGGUGUAUGUCACUCGAUCUCUAACACAGACUGUGUAAAGAAGAGACUGAGUGAGUGUGGGUCGAUCACUUCCUGUUUGCCCAUGAUCACUUCCUGUUUGCCCAUGAUCACUUCCUGUUUGCCCCUGAUCACUUCCUGUUUGUCCGUUUCUGUGGAAUAUUCCAGGCGAAGCGAUAACGUCUCAUCAGAACAGCUACGUCUUUGGUUUGAUUCCACAGUUCAGUUUUUAUUUUGUAUUUUUAUUAAAGUAAGUAUUAAAUAAUGACGACCAUUGUUCAAAUUUAACUUCCUCAACAAAUUUUUCCAUGAGGCUUAUUCAGUUCGAAAGCACCAACGGUCAAAGAACUGGGCAAAAAAACCAUCUGAAACUGAAACUAACACCUCGAGCUGUUUACAGGAAAGAUGAUGUAAUGUUUUCCACUAUUUAAACUCGUUGAAACCGUCGUCUGUUUAUAUAAAUGGACAUCGCUAACCUGCCCAAACAGGAAGUGACCACGGACUCACUUACGGCUCCACAUUCGCCGCUACAACCUCUUUACCCUCGAUGAUCUUUGUUUUGAGCUGAAGCUGUGGUGACGUCACUUCUUUUCACAGUCUGUGGUUCAAAGGUUUGGAAAUGGCGUAAAAUGUGCGUCAUGUUUGUGUCGUUGUUGUGUUUUUAACUCUAAAAAAUGAAGUAUUGUCACAUAGAGCUUCUAUAAAUUAAUUUGAAUUUUACCAAAACGGUGCCAAAAGUGUUUUCACCGCCUGCUGCUCGUUAUUUAUUAAAGAUUUUUAAGAUGUUUCACU